GCAGUUAGCGAAUGCUUACAGAGAAAGACACAGCUACUUCGGAGAAGCUAUAUUGCUCAUCUGUAGCACGCAGAAAAUAUCGAUGCCCUGGGAUUUUUCGUGAUAUAAAGGAGGACAUUUCCAGUAAUAAAGAAAGCAUUUUAAAGGGAUCUUUGAGCGUGUAUAUGGGAUACGUAUAUGGAGUUUAAAGCUAUUUUUGAAAUUGGACUGGAGUUGUUUAUUUUUAAUACAAUGUGCUGCCCACGCUUAACCGACUGAGGAAAAUUCCCAGUCCAUUUCCUAAUGGAACACAUUUGCUUCAGUGUUAACCAGCAGACAUCUGACAGCACCUGAAGUUGUGUUAAUAAACUGUCCUACGGUGGAUGUGAAGAAUCAUGGAUUGUUUUCACAUGCUCUGCUUUCUGUCAAGACACCAUGAUUCCUGGUAACCAAAUGCUGAUGGUGAUAGUAUUAUGGCAAAUUCUGCUGGGAGAAAAAAGCCAAUCUAGUUUGAUAGUCGAGGAAAGCAAGGAAAAAACAACAGAGCAUGGUCGGAGCUCCAGGCAAAGCCAUGAACUUUUACACGAUUUUGAAGCCACUUUGCUACAAAUGUUUGGACUGCAGAGGAGGCCCAAACCCAGUCGUUCAGCUAUCAUUCCCCAGUAUAUGCUAGACCUGUACAAGCUGCAGUCUGGUGAGUCUGAGGUGGGUGAGCAUGACUCCAAUUUUGUUUACCCGGAGAAGUUAUCAAGCCGUGCCAACACUGUGAGGAGUUUCCAUCAUGAUGAACACCUAGAACAGCUGAUGGUCGCUGAAAAAAUAGAAUCUGUACCACUGCGAUUCCUGUUCAACUUAAGUAGCAUCCCAGAGGAUGAAGAACUCUCAUCUGCUGAACUCCGGCUUUACCGACACAAGACUGAGGAAAAAGACUUAGAUGGACAAGAUGGAGUGUUCCAUAGAAUCAAUGUGUAUGAAAUUUUGAAAACUCCACAAAACACAAAAAGGCAUCCAAUAAUGCGGCUGCUUGACACUCGACUCGUCCAACACAAUACAAGCAGAUGGGAGAGUUUUGAUGUAAGUCCUGCAGUCAUACAUUGGACUAGGGACAGGCUUCCAAACUAUGGCCUUAUGGUUGAAGUACUACAUCUAAAUGAUACUCCUACACAGCAGGGGAGACACGUACGCAUAAGUAGAUCAUUACAUCCGAGCUCAGAUGAUGAAUGGGCACAGCUGCGACCACUGUUGGUUACCUUUGGCCAUGAUGGUAAGAGUCACCCAUUGACUCGUCGUGCUAAGCGCAAUACUAAACCUGUGCGCGGUAGGAAGAAAAACCGCAGCUGCCGACGUCAUGCUCUUUAUGUGGAUUUUAGCGAAGUGAACUGGAAUGACUGGAUUGUGGCACCUCCAGGUUAUCAGGCAUUUUACUGUCAUGGAGACUGCCCCUUCCCCCUGGCAGACCAUUUAAACUCUACCAAUCAUGCUAUUGUGCAAACCCUUGUGAACUCAAUAAAUUCGAAUAUUCCCAAAGCCUGCUGUGUACCCACUGAGCUGAGUGCAAUCUCCAUGUUGUACCUUGAUGAAUAUGACAAGGUGGUAUUGAAGAACUACCAAGAAAUGGUUGUGGAAGGCUGUGGCUGUCGUUGAUUAACCUUAAAAACAAAAAAAGACAUGGCUAAACUAUCUGCCUUUAAUAAUAAACUACGAAUACUAUUUCUGUAAA
Messenger RNA from Polypterus senegalus (gray bichir), 1699 nucleotides. It is a transcript of the gene bmp4, whose product is annotated as bone morphogenetic protein 4. The transcript has 4 exons. Gene Ontology annotation, biological process: BMP signaling pathway; SMAD protein signal transduction; negative regulation of apoptotic process. Gene Ontology annotation, molecular function: BMP receptor binding; growth factor activity; cytokine activity. Gene Ontology annotation, cellular component: extracellular region. NCBI's taxonomy places the organism in Eukaryota, Metazoa, Chordata, Cladistia, Polypteriformes, Polypteridae. Bases 415 to 1623 code for a protein of 402 amino acids. The record is from RefSeq and is a predicted model, not a curated record.